Messenger RNA from Mugil cephalus (flathead mullet), 2297 nucleotides. RefSeq lists its product as uncharacterized. NCBI's taxonomy places the organism in Eukaryota, Metazoa, Chordata, Actinopteri, Mugiliformes, Mugilidae. The record is from RefSeq and is a predicted model, not a curated record. The coding region runs from base 122 to 1972 and encodes 616 amino acids. The transcript is spliced from 21 exons.
AACUCGUUGAAGAACUAGGAAAAGUAGUAGUAGAAGAAGAAGAAUUUCCAUCACUUCCGGUGACGGAGAAAUUUCAAUACCGCAGGCGCGAGAAUCUCCGAUCGUCAGCUGGAAGGGAGACAUGGCGGACAGCGGAGAAGUAAUCAUCCUCAGCGAUGAUGACGACGACUGUGACGACGACCUGUCCUGCCUCAUCCUGGAGGAGGAGGAGGAAGUGAAGAAAGCUGACUGUGCGUUGUCUCAAAGUUGCCUGGAUGAAGACCUGGUCGUUACCUACUCCCGCAGCGCUGAGGUGCUGCCUCACGCGCGCUACGACUGUCCCAUACAUCCAUUUAUGGCUACAGAUCGCGAGACUGCUUCUCCGGUGGCCAGUAACCAGCUCAUCUGUGAUCAGUGCUUUUGCUACAUCUGCGACAAGCUGGCAUCAUCGUGUGUAGUUUGGACCUGCAGCGGAGUGUGUCACUGCAACAGCCACAAGAGGAGUGGCUUCUGGAGCAACAUCAGAAACAACUUGCUGCUGGGAGGACUGGCUGCGUUUAACCUCACGCUUUUGGAGAUAGAUUCACACCUUCGACAAGCAGAGGCCAUGCUGCAGAGCUUCAGACAAGAGCUCUCUGUGAAGUUUAUAUCCUUUACGAAAGGCAGGACGCUACAGGAGUAUGGUGUGACCCAGGAGAACGUGCAAGGCCUUAUUUAUGAUUACACACCAGUGUACGAGUUCGUUUCAUCCUUUCUGAACAAAGCGGACAAACAGGACAGCAGAGCUGCAGCCGUCUUGAAUCUGGGAGCAGCAGAGGACUUCAUCAGACAUUUCCAAGUGUCGGGCAAUUUCAUCUUACAGUCUCCCAUCGCUGAUCCUGCUCAGGCUAAAAUAUUGUUACUGCAGAGAGUAAUAGCAUCAGUGCAGAGACUGAUGCUCACGAUGGAUUUUACUCCAGAGUUCAUCAACAAACUUCAGAAUUUUUACAAGAAAUUACAUUUUCCCAGUGACCUGAAGAACAUGAGAAACAGCCUGUUUGUUCGUCCCUGGAACGACGUCCUGCUGGUGUCUGUGCUGAAGGGCCAGAACGUGUCGGGCGUCCGUAAGGAGAGGAAGAAGAAGGACGUCCUGACUGAAUCCUUCACCGUGAUCCUCCACAGGAUGGAUCUACUGCAGCGGCAGCGCAGGUACAGAGAGUUGUGUCGAUAUCUACGAGUCGUUCAGACUGAUGCCUCCAAACUCCUCCAGCAGGUGCAAGACCUCAUCCCUUACUUCAUGUGCUUGGAGGGCGACUUCACGUCCGCUCUGACGUGUCUCUUUCCGUCAGUGAGAGCUCCCGCCUCCCACCUGUCUCCGCGCCACUUUGUCUUUUAUCUCAGGAUCUUCACGACGGCGACAGCACCGAGGCUGGUCGUCACUCAGCCGGCACAGCUCUGCCUCUCUAACGUGGCGUGGGAGCCUGUUAAAGAUGCCGUUCCACUCAAGAGCACUGAGCUGGUGAGGUUUGCUCUCAAGGUUCAGAGAAACUGCCCCGCCGUAUACGCUGAUUCUCACUGUUGGGCCUGUUUACUCGCCAUCGUCAACGUACCCUGUUCGCUCCCCGCGCCCAGCCCUCAUUUUCUACAGGAGGCGUUGGACGUGGUGAAUGCUGUACUUCUCGGAGAGCACAGCGCCAACCUCCUGAUCCCGCGCUCAUUUCAGGAGGCGUACCCGGACCAGGCCUUGUUGCUGCUGGUAACAGGAGCUUUACGUCUGAGAAUCCUGAGUGGUCCUCUGAGUCCAGUGCUACCUGUGCUUAACACGUUUAAGGAGAAUGUGUGGGCCUUCAAAUGGCUGUGUGACGGUUUGUCCAGCAGCAAAGAACGUCACGACUCCUUCGCUGAGGAGAUCAAACGUGAGGUGGAAAACGCAGGUGGAGAGAAUGUGUUUCCCUACAUCUUACCCGCUCCUUCAGAGGACUGUGAGCAGAGGUCACCUGGUUAUCAAGCUUGACUCCAGCCAAGAGUCCACUGCUGAUCUCCCAUCACAGUAUUCGCACCAUUUGCACAUAAGAUAGUGAGGCCUGCACAUCCAGGGUCGAGGACUGUGGGCGGUUUCCAACUGCACAAAGAUGUUUUACUCUACCUUCACAGAUCAGCAGCUUUCAGUACGAUGCAAAGGCUUCUUCACUGAAUGUUGUUUUUACUGAUUGUGUUCGGUAGCUACCUCUGUUCUCUUUUUCUUUUCUUUUAAUAUAACACAUGUUCAAAAAGCAGUAAUUAUGUUGUUCUAGUAAAUAAAUAAAUUACUACUCAGGUUGCAGAACAAAACUGUAAAA